This is a messenger RNA of Ictalurus punctatus (channel catfish), 11547 nucleotides long. Its product is annotated as protocadherin alpha-C2. The transcript is spliced from 4 exons. Gene Ontology annotation, cellular component: plasma membrane. Lineage: Eukaryota; Metazoa; Chordata; Actinopteri; Siluriformes; Ictaluridae. The coding region runs from base 6290 to 9253 and encodes 987 amino acids. Gene Ontology annotation, molecular function: calcium ion binding. The record is from RefSeq and is a predicted model, not a curated record. Gene Ontology annotation, biological process: homophilic cell-cell adhesion.
UUUUGGUUGGUUGGGUGGUUGGUUGAUUGAUUCAUUCGACAUUUUAAUGUGUCAUGAACUGCAUUAUGUUUUCAUUUACGAGUUUAAUUUAAGCACCACCGCUGUGGACAGCGACUUGUCUUGCAGUUUCGCCUUGGUGCUGUUUAACUUAAAGUUAGAAAAAGUAUAAGUUACAGACCAACACAAGUUACAACUUAUAGUGCAAAAAAUUGUAGAUAGAUAAAAAAAAUUUAUACAAAAAAAUACAUAAAUAAAUAAAUUAUGAAUACAGAAAAUAUAAUCCCCCGUCCUAAACGUAGCUCUUUCUGAUAAGGAAACACUGUUGUAGAGGGACAGCCAAAUAACACUUAUGGGUUCUAAACGUAGAAAUAUAUGCAGUUAUAAAUAGUCAGUAAGCUUAUCUGCUUGCUGACAGGCAGGAACAGCACAACAUUUCACUGUUACAGACUGUGACACCACAAUUCCUAAUCACAUUAACCACAUUAACUCACCUCACCAGUUGGGAGAUUGAGUAUGCAAAUUUGUUUGUGGUCACAGCAUCACAAACAUGAGCAAUCCAGCAAUAAAUUAUAUUAGCUAUAGGCAGUUAUUAAUAGGGUUUAAACCUCAAUAAUAUUUGAUAUAUUUAAUAGAAUAUUGGACUGUUAUUUUAAUACAGCAAGGACAGCUUGAUUUUCAUUCCCUUUGUUUUGUUUUUGUUCCCCAGCAAUGAUUGAUAAGUUCUUAUGGUAAUCAUUCAUCACUAAACUAAAUCAUGAUUGCAAUACAUUUUAAUGCAACUAAAUAGAAAAUAGAAAAAAUAAAUCAUCUUAAAUAUAAUAAUAUUUAUAAAAUAAUAUUAAAGAAAUAAAAAAAUCAACACAAAAAUUGUGAGCUACUGUAUAUCUAUGUGAGAGAGGGCAGGGAUUAAAAUAUUCCUGAUUGAGUAUAUUUUUGCUUGAGGGAAAUAGAGGAACAGGAUUAUAGACAGAAAACAGAUAGAGAAUUAUAGAAUGUGCAUGUGAUAGCGGAACUGGCUUAUAAAGCUCACAAACAGUCUGUCCUCACACAAGACUUCUUAUAGAUGCCACCAUAUUUGCAUUUUCCACUGCUAUCAAAGAUUGUAAGGAAAGUGAGUGGGAGGUGGGGUUUGAGGCUGAACUGAGUGGUGUGGGUUAGACUGGGGUGGAGGCUGUAAAAAUGGUUUGUAGUAUAAGGUGAACAUGUAAACCUAUAGGAAUUGUAUAACACUUCAUAUGAAGCCCAUGCUUAUAAUCAAUUAUAGCCCCAUUAUAAUUAUUUAUAAGCAAGUAUUACUGCACUAUACAUACAUUAUAAAGACACAUAAAGACCUAUACUUCAUUAUAAUAACAGUUAUAGCUACAUUUAUAUUAUUGUUAUAAUUACUUAUGUGAUACACUUGCUUUUUCAGUGCCCAUGCUCAUAAUUCAUUUUACACCAAUUUCUAAGUACUAGGCUAUAAUUCAUUAUAAGCAUGGGCUUUAUAGAAAGUGUUACCUUUUUUUUCCUCUUCAAAUCUAAUGCCUGAUGAAUUCAGUUUUAGCACCAUGAGCAGAAGUGACCCAUGAAAUGAAAGACUGAUUGAGUAAGACUGACCUUGAGUUGCACUCCCAGUGCUCAGGCCCAUAUGGAGUCCUUGACACGGAUCAGACUAGUGGAAAUGAGGCAAAGCUUGGGUCCACAUGGCCUGGCUAGAAGAAUGAGAUAUGGAUUAGAGCUCUGUGAGGAUAGUUUGCAGUCCCAGUCCAAAUAAUAGUGAAUAGCCAGCAUCCUCUUGUAUAUUCUGCAUCCUGUUAUAUAUCCUCAUAAUUUUUCGCAUUUUCCCUGAUUUUUUUUCUUCUGUAAAACAGACUUUCAUGUCUCAUUAGCAUUUAUUUUCUUCCUAUGCUGAGAUUCAUCUCUUGAAGCAUUGUUUUUUCACUUUAAAAUAAAAGAAGUCAGCUCUCUGAAGUCUCUUGUUAUGCAAAUUACACAGUGUGAAUUAAUAACUGUGGUUACCUCUGGCACUUCCUUUCUUCCUUUCUUUUAUCACGAAAUGAGGAUAUUAUUAAUAAAUAUUCACAAACACUGUUUAGUAUCCAGGUCACAUUAGCAGAACUUUAAUUAAUUAUACAAUUAAUAUAUUUUUAUCUUUAUAUCCAUCAAUUCUCGGCUCUAGGUUUAACUUUUUUUAUGCACUCCUUAUGUUUGUUGCAGCACAGAACUGUGUAACAGUGAGUGUAACAGAUUGCAUGUAUUUUAAUCUUAGCUUGUGUUUUCAGUUGGCGUAAUGGCAAACUGAGUCAUAUUUUACACACACAGAGGAAGUGUUGCACCAGUUUCUACAAUCAUGUGCUUAAUGAAACUGUAGGCAUGCUGAGAGGUAGACUAUGAGAGUGAAUGUGUGUGCUUCUUAUCUCAAGUAUUACUGUCUCUAGGUAAACAGAUCAAAUAAUUUACCACAUCAAUAUACCACAUCAAACCAUCUGAGACGACUGUGUCUCAAGGUGAAGCCCUGAUCUCUUCCCUUAUAAGGAAAUCUGAAACAAAUGGUUAAAGGACCAUAAUACUUUAUUUUUUCUGUUGAGUUAGUCUUUAAGUAUCUUUCUACAUGUUUGAGCUUUCUUGUUUAUAGUAGAUGAUAAGAUGAUAAGAUCUGGUCUACGUGCAUUUUUCUAUUACUAUUUCUAUGACAUAGUUUAAGCAGUAGGUGUAGACUGGAUUUUUCCAGUAAGAGGUCGUGUUGAUGGGUGAAUAGCAUUAGAUAAUUCUGCAUUGUGUGAGUUUGGUAUGGGUUUCUCUGCAGAGGGCUGCAGGUGGCAGACUGCGUUAAGAUGAACAGACUACAGCCUGAAGGCAGGAAGUGCUCACUAGCUCCCUCUAUCAGUAGUGGUGGUGCCUGCUUGCUAUUUAACAGCACAUCAGAUCCUCACUAUAAAAUUCAGCUCAUGUUGGACCAGUAGGGGUCACUUUUAUUUCAUGGCAUUGCUUUAUUCUGUCUCUCUGUCUAGCUCCCUCUGACUCUAUUUGUAUGUGAAUUAAUUGAUUUGCCUCAAAGAACAAGUACUUUUUCCAUAUUUUCCACUCUUAUUAAACUAUACAUUAAGAUCAUGUGCUGAUAUUUCACUCAAGGGGUAAAAAAAGAGAUAACAUUAAAGUGAAUAUUUUAAUGUAGUAUGAAUGGAAGCAAUAGUGGAAAUAUAUACCAAGGGAAUGCUUCUUGUGGAUCUUAGUCACAUUGUUGUGAGAAAGGGAAUGAGGAAGCUGGAUGACUCAGAGCUGGGAGUGGACAUACUGGUGUGAACAGCAGUCAGGUCAUUGUUCAUCCUCCAUCAUCUUAUUUGCCUAUGACAAUGUGUAAUGAGGCUUUCAGGUCACUCACCGGUGAAUGACGAAUUAUAGGGCAGAGGGGGAUCAGGUGAAUCUCUGUGCAUGUGCUCAGGGGACAGUUGGAAAGCAGGUACUGAUCCAGGAAAGGCACUGAAGCUCAUCUGUUAGAAGGGGAUGAAAACACAGUUUUAGAAUAACAAUAACCAGUUUUUCUUAAUGCCAAUGCUUUUUUAUUUCUUGCAUAUUAAUCCAUAAUAAAUAGCAUAUUGUCUUUGAUGGCGUCCAGCAAUUAUUGAUAAUAUCGCUGCCAAUGGCAUCAUGCUUGUCAUCUCAUAGAUCACUAACUAGCCAAGCCGAGUCUCUGUUCUAACUCAGUGGACCUGCAUCGUACAUCAACCAAUGUAAUAUAACAUAUUUAAUAUAUGCUUCAAGACUGGGGGUUCUUUUAAUUAACAGUCUGCUUCAGCUGACUGGAGAAAGCAGAGAGAAAAAAACAGGGAGGGAAGGAAGGGAAAAAUAAAUCUGAGCGAAGGAAAGAAGGUGGGGGAGAGACAGACAGGGGAGAAAUUGAGCAGGAAGAGAAGUGAUGCAUUAGAGAGAGAGGUGCUUUUUUAAGCUUUCUAAAAGUGGCCUGUGUGCCUGGGUGCAUCCUUGCUGGGGGCAGUUCCGGUUCAGCCUGUCUGUGCUGCCUCUCUCAGAUGGGUUCACUUCUGUCCAAAUUCAGCACACUUACAUAAGGGAGGUCAGGAAAAGGCAAGGGACUCAUUUAUUUUUAAUGACGAGACAGGAAGCAUCAGAACACAUUCAGGGGACAGAAAAAAAUAUGAAUGAGUAUAACUUUACAAAAAUAUAUAAUAAUUGCAGUAAGAAUGUCAGGCAUGCUUAUAAAAACUGAUAACUGCCCAUAGAAGCUUUCCCAAUCACCUCUAUAUAUCACAGACACAUUUCUCUGUCUUGUUUUUCAAGUGACGUGAAGUUUGAAGAUGGACUGAAAAGCCUUCUCCUUCGAGAAAUGUUUGGAUGCUCACUUCAUGUGAAAUUUUAUUUAUUUCCGGAGAGAGACCCCAAUGUCUUAAUCCGUCUUCCCCAGAUUGAAGCAAAUAUCAUUUGAUGAGAUCAUUAAAAGAAAGGGUAUACAGAUGAGGGAGGGAAAAUGUUGCCUGUGUUCCACACUGCAGGAGUCAGGUGUGUGUGUGUGUGUGUGUGUGUGGCCUGCUGGUGUGUGUAAUUUAGGUUUACACCCAUUUACCACCCACUAUCAGAAUCAAAUAAAAACACACAGGUCUCUGCAGCGAAAAAUGCACUACACCUGCAAAUGUCACGGUUAAUUGUUUAUUACAUACCAAAAAGCCAGAUGCUAAUGAAUGUCAAUGAAAUGCCAGUUUAAUUAUGAUUUUUUUUUCAUGUCAGCUUGUUGCAUGAAAAAGUGAUGGACACCAGAGUUGUUUUCAAGCUACUUUAUUUCGAAACAGCAUUUUUGGCAAUUUUUUGCAUCAGACAGCUUGUUAAUUUCAUUACUGAACAGAAGGAUGUAGAACAGAAGGCCAGAGAAGGACACAGCGGGAGGUGGGAGACAUACAUAUAUAUAUAAUGUAUUCAGUUAGUUGCAUGGUCAUUGACGUUGAGGAACUAGCAAGGUGUUUAACAAUUUAUAGGCACUUCAUUGCCACAAUAUCAGCCUGAUGGAAAACAAUGCAAUGCAUAUGCGAUAGAGUGGUUAUGGGUGACACUGUGCAAUAUUUGGGGCUGGACGUUGCAAAGCUGUCUUUUUGUCAGCAAAAGUUGUGAUAAUUGACAUUUUCAUCAGUGCUUGCGCUGCACAUCACUGGUAAAAGUUUCCUAACUAGUAUGGACUACAUGCAACGUGUGUCAUAUUUCCGGACCUGAAGUGGCCACUGCCUGCUACCACACCCCCAUUUUUACCGACUCAUUAUAAAAUAGUUAUAUUAUUUUAAUAGUAUCAAAAGUUUAAUAGUAACUUUUGAGUUUAUCAUUGGAGUUGUGGUUGCUCCGCAAAAUGUUCCAUUUUUCGGUUUUCACAAUAUUGACGAAUUCUUUUUUUAAUCACCUAUGCAGUCAGGGGAAGAAAAAAAAAACAUUUCUUGUGUUGAAGCAGCUCCCAAAGAAAUUAUUAUUACAUUAUAUUAAUCAAAAAGUCAUUUUAAAAAGCUGUCACUGGAACUUUCACUACAUUAAUUUAAAGUAUUCAUAUUGUAGAGGGAGUAGUCGAUUUUAUUCGUGUAUUUCCAUUAUUAUUUGAAUAACAAAACUUGUGAGAAUUCAGAGUUUUCGGCAGGGUUGGGGGUUUUCAAAAAUACAAAGAAAGAUGCGAUUUAUAAAUAAUGUGAUUAAGAAAAUGUGAUUAAAAAGAUUUAUGCUGAACCAGGGCGUGAUCAAGACUCGCAUGUUAAGUGUUAUUGAAGGAAAAGCAGUUAAUGCGUUAGUGUGCUUAUGAUAGAGUAAAAACGCAAACGUAUUGCCUUUACGCACAUUAAAGUCAAGUUUCCACGUAGACUGAAUUAUUUGAAGGAAAGCCUGCUUUAUUUGCGAGGUCUUUGAGCGCUGCUGUGUUGCACGUUUUGAAAAAGCAUGGAAGCAUAGAAAUAAGGUGUAAUCAUAAGUAGAAGAGAAAGGGGGAGGGGUGGUGUGGGUGUGCGUGUAUGUGAGAGAGAGAGAGAGAGAGAGAGAGAGAGAGAGAGAGAGCACCAGCGGCAGGGAAACACACCCGUUAACGGCGCGCGAAGGCAAAAAAAAAGAAGAAAAAACAAAGAAGAAAAAAGGCGAGAGAGAGCGCGGACAAAGAAAACAUGGACGCAGCCACUCAGUAUGUCCGUGCACAUCUACAACUGAAUUUGCUACCAAACCGUCGAGUACAAGAAAUGGAGAACAAUUAGGCCAAAUUAAUGCCGUGGUGGGAAGCGAGUCAUUGCUGCAAAGAGAAUUGUUUUUUUAAUCCGUCUGCGGAUUCCGGGAGCUUGCGAUGGCUGUUGCAGGGAGAUGUUGCAGCUGUGGGGAAAAUGUGCCUCUUCUGUCAUUUUUGACGUUUUUGCUCUGUUGUGGCCUUGCACUUGGACAAAUACGCUAUUCAUUUCAAGAGGAAUCUGACAAAGGAACGGUCGUGGGUGACAUUGCGCAAGAUUUGGGGCUGGACGUUGCAAAGCUCUCGGCUCGGAGUAUCAGGGUAACGGCAGAUGGAGGAAAACGGUAUGUGGACGUGAAUCCGAAAAACGGAAAACUGUUCGUAAACGAACGAAUCGACCGAGAGGCGCUGUGUGACAGGACCGGCGGGUGCGUUUUAAAUUUCGAUUUGCUUCUCGAGAACCCAUCCGAGGUACACAGCAUCGAGGUGGAGGUGGUCGACGCGAACGACAACGCGCCGCAAUUCCCGAGAGAUGAGUACCAGUUGGAAAUAACGGAGUCGGCGUCGCCCACUUCUCGUUUUCCCGUCGAGCACGCGCUGGAUCCUGAUGUCGGGACCAACUCGGUCCGAAUUUACCGGCUCGGGCCAAACGAGCAUUUUGCGCUCGAUUCCAACAAACCGUCGCCCAACAGCAAGCACGUAGAGCUCGUGCUAAAAAAGCCUCUGGACCGCGAGCAGACGCCGUAUCAUCAGUUGAUUCUGACAGCGUCUGACGGCGGCACACCAGCGCUGACAGGUACGGCGAAAAUUAAUGUGCGCGUCUUAGACUCGAAUGACAACAAUCCAGUGUUCGACAGCUCCGUGUACAAAGUGAAACUGCUGGAAAAUUCACCGAAAGACACACUCGUUAUUAAAUUAAACGCCACGGAUCAGGAUGAGGGCACAAACGGCGAGGUGUUCUAUUCGUUUAGCAGUUACACUCCGGAAAGGGUCAGGCAGGUGUUCAGCAUGGACACCAACACUGGAGAAAUCCGAGUCCGGAGCAAUGUGGACUAUGAGGAUACCAACUCGUAUGAGAUGUACAUUCAGGCCAUGGACAAAGGACCGGCUGCAGUUGCGGCCCACUGCAAAGUGGUGGUUGAGGUGGUGGAUGUGAAUGAUAAUGUUCCAGAGAUUGUCCUCUCAUCCUUGUCCAGCCCGGUGCGUGAGGAUGCCCGUGCUGACACCGUUGUGGCCUUGAUCAGUGUCACAGACCGGGACUCUGGCCCAAAUAAGCAAGUGACGCUGGAGAUCCCACUUGGCCUUCCUUUCAAAAUCAAGUCCUUCCGGAACUACUACACAUUAGUAACCUCUGCCUUCUUGGACCGUGAGACCACAGCAGCCUAUAACGUGACCCUCAGUGCCACAGACGGUGGCACACCUCCACUCUCCUCCCGGAAAACCAUUCAGGUGGAUGUGGCAGAUGUUAAUGACAAUCCACCACGGUUUGAACAGACCUCUUACACUGUGUAUGUUAUGGAGAACAACGCACCUGGAGCCUCUCUUUGCACUGUCAAAGCUCUUGACUCAGAUGUCAAUGAGAACGCCCGCAUCACCUACACUGUUCUGAAUGACAACAACCAUGGCAUUCCUGUCACUUCCUACGUUUCCAUCAAGCCAGACACAGGUGUGGCUUAUGCUCUCCGUUCCUUUGAUUAUGAGUCACUAAGGGAGUUUCACUUUCAGGUAAAAGCACAGGAUGGGGGCAUUCCACCCCUCAGCCGUGUGGCCACUGUAUAUAUCUAUGUAAUGGACCAAAAUGACCACCCUCCAGAGAUUGUGUACCCUCCAGCCAAUGGGACACGUUCUACAGAGACAGUGUUGAAGAACAUUGAAGCAGGUGCUCUGGUCACCAAGGUGGUAGCAUAUGAUGCAGAUGCUGGACAGAAUGCUUGGCUUAUUUAUGUUUUGGAUCAGUCUACUGAUCUGGAGUUGUUCAAAGUGCAUGAGCACACGGGGGAGAUCCGUACAACACGCAGAGUCCUGGAAGACAACUCGACCUCAUUCAGUCUCAUUGUGCUGGUGAAAGAUCAUGGAGAUCCCCCACUCUCCUCUACUGCCACUAUCAACAUUGCUGUCAUGGAAGUCCCACCUAAAGUCACCCCUGACCCCAAGAGGAUAAUGCGCCCUCACAGCACACCUCUCUUUUCUAAUGUAACACUCUACCUAAUUGUAGCACUCAGUGCCACAACUUUCGUGUUUCUGGUCACAGUGGUGGUAUUGGCCAUAGUGCGGUGUCAUGCCUAUUGUACCCAACCUGGCUCAUGUUCACCCUGCUGUGUGUCUCAGAAGGGCACACAAGAUGGUGGGUCUGGAGGAGGUGCAGGUGGAGGGUCUCAAGGCAACAACAACGUGGUCCUCCGCCGAGAUCUCAAAGUCGAACCUCACUAUAUUGAGGUUCGUGGAAAUGGCUCUCUGACUAAGACCUAUUGUUACAAAACCUGCUUGACUGCCACAUCAGGCAGUGACACGUUCAUGUUCUACAACACGGGCCGGCCCAUCAGUGGUACCUGGGGUUCAGAGCGCUUCUUCACAAGUGGCAGUGGCUUUGUGCGCAGGCUCAGCAUGCCAGAUGCAGCAGUACAGCCCAAGGGACCGAAUGCUGACUGGCGGUACUCUGCAUCUUUGAGGGCAGGAGUGCAGAGCUCUGUUCACAUGGAGGAGGCCUCAGCUGUGAUGCAGGGAGCACAAGGUGUGCUGGUGCAGAAUUGGCCUACAGUGUCCAGUGCUGCAGAUGGAGAGGCUGAAGGACAGCUCUCUCCUCCUGUUGGAGCUGGGAUCAACAGUAAUAGCUGGAGCUUCCGUUAUGGUGCUGGACCAGGCUACGGUCCUCCACAGGCCCUGAAGCCAGGCGAGAUCCCUCCUGAAGCCUUCAUCAUUCCUGGCUCGCCUGCUAUCAUCUCCAUCCGGCAAGACCCAGGAGCCAUGGAUGACAAGGGGGAUUUUAUUAGCUUUGGCAAGAAAGAGGAUCCCAAGAAGAAGAAAAAGAAGAAGAAGGAGAAAAAGGACAAAAAGGAAAAGGGCAAAGAUGAUGGCGAGGAGUAAAGGAGAAUUUGGUUGUUUCAAAAACAAUCUACCCAGUGAACUCACUGAAAUGAAAAAUCAAGAAAAAUCGGAAAAGUAAUACAGCAUAGAGCGGAGAGUCCUUUAAUUGCAACUCUCAAUGUGGGGAGAUUGAUUUGCCAGCCCCGCCCAGUGCUGAUCAUUCUCUCUUCUCUUUGUACCCAACCUCAAAUGGCUCCAAUCUUUAAACCAUGACGGCUCCCAGUAGGCAAUAAAUUGGCUAUUUCACUACUCAGUGUGUCCAGGAGGUUUUCACUCCUCGUGUUUCUAUGAGGUAGUUAUAAAUCUAACAACAAUACAUUAUAGCAUUUAUUCUAAAUAUAUCCAUAAAUUGCAUAUAUCUGUAAGUCUAAUAUAUAUGAGCGGAGUCUUUUUCUGAUUCUAGACAUCCUCCCGACUCCAUUACUAUGCCAGGAAUUUGUACUGUAAACAACCAAAAAGUGAAUGAAAUAUGAUCUGGCCAGCAUUAUGUGUAUGUGUGUGAUGCGGAGGAGAACCAUUCAGGGGUAGUACAAUAGUCAUGUUUAAACUGAAUAAUUUCAGGGUUUGUGCUCACAGAGCCCCCUGCUGCCUUUGAGUGGCACACUAAUGCUGAAUCCUCAUGUGUGCUUUACUACUUGCAAAAAACCCCCUCCAAAACCGACAUUUAAAUUCUUCUUCGCUUGAACGUAUAUUUCUAAACACACACACUUGCUCCAUAUGUUGAAUUCAUGGUCAGAUCUAGUAGUAAAGUAGAAUCCACUGUCCAAUAAGUCCGAUAUUAAUAGACCAUAUUAAGGCCGUUGUAGGAGCACAGCCUCUUAUGUCAUAUACGCAGGAAUGUUGCUUGUUGCUUCAUUUCAAAGUAGGCCUGUUAAACUUUCACCUCUGCUGUGACUCACCCCUCAGUAUGCCAGACCUUUGGCUUUCAGUGCUUGUAGGUUUGCUCACACUCUUUAGGUCCUCCUCCAUGUUUACAGCCGUGCACAAACAGAACUGCCCUCUUGUGGCCGUGAUGUGGGACUGAAUAACGGUGAUAAACCCACUCCCUGACUUGUAACCUCUACACUCAGAUCAAGCCUCAGCACUGUUACUGGAACUUUCGAUCCUUCCCCAGGGAGCAUACGUACACGAGCCACUUCCAUCCAAGUAAAGCAAUUGCUCAAGCAGCAGUGAAAAGUGUUCUGACUUGUUCUUUUGAGGAGGUGGUGUAGACAUAAAUAUUCAAUUUUGAGGAGUGUGGUUUGGUAUACAGAGAUGUACAGACAGCUGAAUAUGGUAAUAAAAACCAAGCUGAGCUGCAUGAUAGCAUUGGAGACCUCAGCAGAAGGUUUCAUGUCUGUGAUUUCUCUUUUUUCCUUUCUUGAGGGAUUCCUGAUCCCUCUACUUUAUUUUUUUUCCAAAAUGUUACUUUAAUUUGUCUUGGCAGUAGGGCUAUUGAUCAAGGUAUAGGAUGGAUGUUAGUGCUGCUAUAAUCGAUAACACACACACACACGCGCACACACACACACACACACACACACACACACACACACACACACACACACACACACAGUACAGCCUUCUUCAGGUGUGGUUUAGUGCUGUCAGAUCACUAAGUGACUGCUUGCAUGUGUGAUACACAGAUUAAAUAAACGAUUAUAUAGAUAUAGAUAUAUAUAGAUAUGCUUUUCAUAUUUAUUUUUAACCAUUCCUCUUGUAAUUAGAGACAUGCAUCGUCUCUAAUGAAACACGUAGACAUGUAUCUAAUUGCUCAUUCAGAUUCAACUGUACAAGCACAUACUGUAGGUCAUUGAUGCAAAACCACCAGGGGAACAAUGUUGUCCCUAUGACAUCAUUGUUAACCUUAACAUGAUAGAUAUAUGUAUUGCUGUAGUGAUAUGCUAUAAUUCUUUUUUUAAACCAUAAAUAUAUUUGAAAAUCAUGAACAAACCAAGUAAUGUGGAACUGCUUCAUAUAUCCCCUCCUAUGAUAUCAACCUUGUUUUCCAUUAAAACAAUUUUAAAAAAUCACAAUAAAAACAUCAAAAUGAUAAAUGCAACAAAAAAAAAACUGUCUAUGUACUCUGCUUGUGUGUAGUGAAUGUUUAUUAAGUCGAUCAAUGCUGAGAUGGCCAUUUGCUCUUGACUUUGACGGUGCAAAUCUAUUGAACAACCUUUUUUUGUACACCUGCUCAUCAGUGUAGUCGUGAAAUCGUGUUUUUUUUUUCCUUUUCUUCCCCCCCUUUUUUAUAUCACUUUAUGAAAUCUAUUAAUGUGUUUUGUUUAUAAACCACAAAUAAAUUUUUUUCAUAAGUA